AUGCAGAUACUACAAGAAUUCGAUUGGAACUUGAACUCGCUUAGUCUAUGCUUAUAUUCAUUCGAAGAGCAAAUGCACAACAAUCAACAAGAAAUGAUGCCGAGGCCACAAAAAAGUUUAGGUAAUUUACCCAGCAACCCAGUUUGUAGAAGAGGCAAUUUCAAGAUUUCCUUCAAGAGUCCUUUUGCCCCACGCAGACCUCCAAUCUAUUUAGCUGAGUCAUUUCAUCAUCAGAAACGACCAUACUAUCAAAUCAGUUGUCCAAAUGAUAACUCAUAUUCGCCAUAUACCUAUAAAAGCCCACAAUAUAAGGAUCAAAAACAUUCAAGUUCCAAAACGUAUAGCUCUCCUACAGCUUUCCUGGAAAAGAACUGCAGUAAUCAUAGUGGUUUGCAAUCAAGACCAUGUAUGAAAAAUUUCAAUGUCAACGAAUAUGUGAUACCGGAUAUGACAACGAAUCCUUGGAAAAUGCUAGAAGAAUCACUUGAUGGAGAACUAAAUAAAGAGUCAUGCUAA
Messenger RNA from Thelazia callipaeda (thelaziosis nematode), 516 nucleotides. The record is from the annotation of a GenBank genome assembly. Lineage: Eukaryota; Metazoa; Nematoda; Chromadorea; Rhabditida; Thelaziidae.